UGACGGUGCUAUUUCGAGAAACUUCCAGCCCCCUUUCCCACACGUCACCGUGCGGAAUCUUUAAAGGAUCCGUUGACUGUAUAACAUGGCACAGUAUAAAGGAUCAAGGAGUUUGAGCAGCAUGAAGACACAGUCACCAAUGGUAGAUAUGGCCAAUAACAACGACCCUCUACCCCCAGGAUGGGAAAUUAAAAUUGACCCACAGACAGGAUGGCCUUUUUUUGUGGAUCACAUUAAUCGCACAACAAGCUGGAAUGACCCCAGACACGAUGUCAAAAAGGUCAGCCAGUUGUCUCAAAAUGGCCCAUGUGUGCCACCAGAGCCGAGUCCUCAGGAGAUGCAGAAGGCCUUUGUGAAGGACAUGAAGCACCCCACCCUCCGCCAGGGUUACAUCCCAAUCCCAGUCUGCCAUGAAGGCGCAGACCUCCGUCAGCAACACCCGUGUUUCUCCUACAUCCAGCCGACUGCUCUGCAAAAUAUACGGGCAGAAGGGCGGACACCCUCCCCCACCCCGACGCUCCACUGCAGGCCUAGAUCUCCUUUGCAGGGUUCCUCCGAGAGCUCUACUCCUGAGCCUUGCAUGUCCUGUUCGCCUAGUUUACAAGGACCUGAGGGCCAUCCCCUCCACCAGCCCCCGCGACCCAGCAGCACAGGCCUCCAGGCAGGUUACAUCCCCAUCCCAGUGAUCCACGAGAGGGCCGGAGGUCACCCACAACAAGCCCCUGUCAAUCCUGCUCUCUACACCCAGCGCUUUCCGGCUUACUCAGAGCACCAGCCCUCCUUCCACCGACUGCAGCCAGAGGACUGGAGCAGUCAUCAUGGAGCCACACCCUCUUCCCGGGAGCGAGCCUCCCCGUCCCCGAGCGUGCCUCCCCAGCACCGCGAGACUGCCGCCAUCCAUAUCCCACCGCAUAUAAGGAGCCAGUCUCCCCUCAGAGCACAGGUCAUUACAGAGAGACCACAGGUCCAGGUCCACCACCAUGUGCCACAGAGAGAAUCACCCCACAGAAUGGAGCAGGAGCAGGAGAUCUCUCAGUAUCCCCAAGCAGCGCAGAGAGAAGCUGACUCACAGCAGCGUCAACAGCCACAGAUCUCACAGCAACCACAGCAGCCACCACAACAGUACCAAGGACCACAACAACCACAGCAGCAACAACAUUAUCAACAACAGCCACUACAAUACCAACAACCACAACAACCACAACAACAGCCACAGCAGCCACAACUCCCACAGCAGCCACAACAGUACCAACAGCCAAAACAACCACAACAAUACCAACAACCUGAACAGUACCAAAAAUCACAACAAUCACAGCAGCCACAGCAGUACCAACAACCUGAACAGUACCAACAGCCACAACAGUACCAACAGCCACAGCAAUACCAACAACCUGAACAGUACCAACAACCUGAACAGUACCAACAACCACAACAGUACCAACAGCCACAGCAAUACCAACAACCUGAACAGUACCAAAAACCACCACAACAGUACCAACAGCCACAACAAUACCAACAACCUGAACAGUACCAACAACCACAGCAACCACAGCUGUAUCAACAACCACAACAGUCCCAGCAACAACCACAACCUCCACAACAACCCCAGCCACAGCCGCAACUGCAGCCGCAACAGACAGCAAACAUCACAGUCCAGAUGUCGCCGAAACCAGAAGCCCAGGAGCCAGUGGCUGUUCCUGCUCCACAGGAGGACUUGCCCCCAAAAUCAGAAAAUGAGCCCGCCGCUCAGUGUCACCCAGGCUUGGCUAAAGUGCAAAAGAUAGAGGAGAGAGUGGCGAAACUGGAGCAAGAGGUGAAAUGCUUUGAUGGGAAGAAGAAUGAUAAGAGGUACUUGCUGCUGGAGGAGCUGUUGACCAAAGAGCUUUUGGCACUGGACUCAGUGGACCCAGAGGGACGUGUGGACGUGCGACAGGCGCGACGUGACGGAGUCCGGAGGGUCCAAACCACACUGGAUGCACUGGAGAUGCUGGAUGAGCGGCCAUCGGGCUCAGUCAAUGAGUCCCCGAUGGAGGGUGACAGCCCGCCACAGAAAGUAGAGCAGCCUAGCAUGAUCAGCCAAGCGAAUGUGGAAAUGGCCAGAGAGAUCUCAUAAUGACUCCAUAGUUUUAUUAUAGUGAAGAGGAGACAAAUGUAAUCAAAGAUACAGUGGAAAUGGGCUGCUCCCUAUACCCGCCUUUCAACUGCAGAUAUCACAUAUGAACUAUACGAUGCAUGUAUUACUUAAUUUACAGUGUUGGUAUUGUCUGGCAUUCACCACAUUCUAUAUGUGAUGGUGGUAUCCGAGUGCAUCAUGUAUUCAAUGAUGUUAAGCCAUUGUUGUUGCCUUUUGCUGUGCCAAUGUCUUUUUGCAAGACCAUUUUCAUGAUCAAUGUGUUAAAGAGACAUGCAUAAUAGAGGUUAUAUAAGAGGCCUUUAUCCAUACAUAUAUAUAUAUAUAUAUAUGACUAAAAUGUACCUGUAUGUAGUUAAUUUCGGGUAAUGUGAUGUGGUUGUUUUUAAAGUUAUUCAAUACAUAUUCAAUAAGAAGAACACUGGUAUGUAGAUUAGUAGACAACUUCUCUAUAAGAAAGGGCUUCUGUGGAAAUUGUAAGCGAUGUUUAAUAUUUCCCUCUUUUAUUUUUAAUCCACUACUUCGAGAAACAAUAUUUACCUCAGAUUCCGUCAGAAGAAAUGGGACAAAUCAAUGUUAGUAAAUGUUAAUGACUCAGUCAUAGAAAAGUAUUUAUUUUUGUGCCUCAGAUGACAGAGCUACUUGAGAGAAAAAUCUUUUUUUUCUGCUUCAUUUACUAUGGAUAUCAUAUCAAUGUACACAGCAAAUGUGGAGGUCAAUGUUGCUUUCCUCUGCCCUGGUUGCAAAAGGAAAACAUCAACCAGCUAGCUAGGUGUACACAGUGCAUUCGGAAAGUAUUCCUUGACUUUUUGUUUUACAUUAAACAUUUAAUUUAAAAGUAUUCAUAACCUUUGCUAUGAAACUCCAAAUUUAGAUCAGGUGAAUCCUGUUACCAUUGAUAAUCCUUGAGAUGUUUCUCCAGCUUGAUUGGAGUCCACCUAUGGUAAAUUCAAUUGGUUGGACAUGAUUUGGAAAGGCACACACCUGUCUAUAUAAGGUCCCACAGUUGACAGUACAUGUCAGAGCAAAAACCAAGCCAUGAGGUCGAAGUUAUUGUCUGUAGAGCUCUGAGACCGGAUUCUGUCGGGGCACAGAUCUGGGGAAGGGUACAUUGAAGGUCUCCAAGAACACAGUGGCCUCCAUCAUUCUUAAAUAGAAGAAGUUUGGAACCACCGAGAGCUGGCCAGAGAGCUGGCCAACCUGGUCAAACUGCGCAAUCGGGGGAGAAGGGCCUUGGUCAGGAAGGUGAAAAAGAACCCGAUGGUCACUCUGACAGAGUUCCUCUGUGGAGUUGGGAGAACCUUCCAGAAGGACAACCAUCUCUGCAGCAGGUGUGCCAAGCUUGUAGUGUCAUACCCAAGAAGACUCGAGGCUGUAAUCACUGCCAAAGGUGCUUCAACAAAGUACUGAGUAAAGAAUACUUAUGAAACUGAUAUUUCCUGUUUUUUUUAUUUUUAAUAAAUGUGCAAAAAUGUUGUUUAAAAAAAAAACAUGUUUUUGCUUUGUCAUUAUGGGAUAUUGUGUGUAGAUUGAGGGAAACAACAAUUUAAUCAAUUUUAGAAUAAGGCUGUAAUGUUACAAAAUGUGGAAAAAGUCAAGGGGUCUGAAUACUUUCCCGACUGCACUGUAGAUAGCUAGCUACUUAGCUAAACAAUGGAAGGUGCACAAUCCAUGUCUACAAAGAUAGCUGGCUAGCUAGCUUUAAAAAAAGUUAACCUUUUAACUAGUCAAGCCAGUUAAGAACAAGUUCUUAUUUACAAUGACGGCAUACCCAGGCCAAACCCUAACCUGGGCAACGCUGGGCCAAUUGUGCACCGCUCUAUGGCUAGCUAGCUACCUACUCUAUAAGUUGGCUUGAUGUGCAAGAAAGUAAUAGAAACUUGCUUUAUUAUCUGAAUCAAUUUGUUUCUCCUGUCUUGAAUGUAGAAGUUCUAUUUUGCUAUCUCUCAAAACAAAUGUGAUCUCUUUGCCUAAUGUUCAGUCAGUGAAUCAGGUCAUAUCCCUGGUAACCAGAGACUCUUUCUGUCAUACAUGCCUUCAAACUACUGUAAAUCCCCUUAAGUAUGCACUUACCUAAGGAAAACGUUUGAGGGGCUCUAUGCCAUGCCCAAACAGUUCCCUUAGGUUAGGGGACAUUUAAGGUAAAUCCUUCUGAGAAACACUUCAGGUGUAUUAUGCACGCAGGCCCUGGCACUUAUUUCACCAUUAUAAUAGGCCUAUAUUUACAUUUUAUGAAAGGGUCUUGAUAUGUGACAUACAACAAUUCCAUCCAUUGACCUUUGAUUCAAGUCUAUGGUGUAAUGUUUGACAUUUCUAGAUUGUUUGAAGAAUUGUUCAUUUGUAAGUUCACUUGCAAUGUCAUCCAAAUAUCAUUCAUAUAUUUUAAAGAGGAAUGAUUUAUUAAUUCAAGAGUACAUUGAGAAAUUUUGGAUGUGAGCUGACUCAUCUCACAUGACAUGUGAGACUAUCAGCAUCAAAUGCUAAUCAAGAAUAACAAUUUCAAGGGUCAAUGUGUCAAUGUAAAAGUGUGCAUUUUUUAUCACAGCUUGUGCUUUGGAGUGUUGACAGCUUGGAGUCACGUUGGCAUGGAUGCAAAUAAAAUGUAUUAUUUUGAAAUGGUC
Oncorhynchus kisutch (coho salmon) is the source of this 4752-nucleotide messenger RNA. It is a transcript of the gene bag3, whose product is annotated as BCL2 associated athanogene 3. The transcript is spliced from 4 exons. Gene Ontology annotation, biological process: positive regulation of transcription by RNA polymerase II; hippo signaling. The record is from RefSeq and is a predicted model, not a curated record. Bases 86 to 2113 code for a protein of 675 amino acids. Gene Ontology annotation, cellular component: nucleus; cytoplasm. NCBI's taxonomy places the organism in Eukaryota, Metazoa, Chordata, Actinopteri, Salmoniformes, Salmonidae. Gene Ontology annotation, molecular function: transcription coactivator activity; protein-folding chaperone binding.